Liolophura sinensis is the source of this 2425-nucleotide messenger RNA. RefSeq names its product zinc finger and BTB domain-containing protein 24-like. The coding region runs from base 129 to 1775 and encodes 548 amino acids. Gene Ontology annotation, biological process: regulation of transcription by RNA polymerase II. NCBI's taxonomy places the organism in Eukaryota, Metazoa, Mollusca, Polyplacophora, Chitonida, Chitonidae. The record is from RefSeq and is a predicted model, not a curated record. The transcript is spliced from 2 exons. Gene Ontology annotation, molecular function: DNA-binding transcription factor activity, RNA polymerase II-specific. Gene Ontology annotation, cellular component: nucleus.
CAGCCAUAUGUCGUGGAGAUACGUAUAUACCACUGACGAAUAUUGCGUGAAUACAACAACAUGGGACAGAGAGUAAUACCAGAGCAGCGACGAUCGACAGUGUGAUAGCUGUUUUGAAGAGAACAGAGAUGAUGGAAACUGAGGGAGCUUUCACACUGGAGGUUCAGAUAUAUGUGAACACAUCCACCCCCAGUCGUAUCCAGACGGUCACGCUGUGUAAUGUGUUGUCAUUUGUCUGCCGAUGUCCUACAUGCAGUAAGACUUUCAACUCUCACCUCACACUGAAAGCUCACAUGAAAACUCAUCUCCAAACCUUCGAAAACAUCGAACAAGUUGUCACGGAAACGGAAAAGCUGAAAUCAGCAGAGGAAAACUACACCUGUGUAGCCGCGGUACAAAGCGGAGAGCAGCAUUUUAUAUUCAUUACGCAGGAUCCAGACAUGGAGCAAAAUGAGGAGAAUGUAGACGGGUUGGGCAGAGUUCUGCAGCCAUCAAAGAAGCCAAGGGUCAAGAAGGAUUCUGUCGACCCUACUGGAACUCCGAUGAGACGGCAUCCUUGUACAGAGUGUGACUUGUCUUUCCCGACCCGCACAAAGCUGGAUAUUCACAUCCGCACACACACCGGGGAGAAACCGUUCUCUUGUGACACCUGUGGAAAAAGGUUUGUUACCCGCGGAGAACUGACAGUGCACGUGCGAGUUCACACGGGCGACAAGCCGUACAAGUGCAACCAGUGCGGGACGUUCCACCGCACACGCAGCAGUCUGCACGGCCACAUUCACCGCUACCAUCAGGAAAAGGCGUACAUGUGCACUGUCUGCGAGAAGAAAUUUGCCAUUAAAAGCUACUACAUGGCUCACAUGAGGAUCCAUGAUGAAAGCAAUCCGUUCAAAUGCCAUUUCUGUGAGAAAGUCUUUGCUUACAAGAGCUUCUUGGACAAACAUGUGAAAACACAUGGCAGUCAGGAUCCCCCUGCCGCGAUGCAGUCACCGAUGAAAAAGAGGAAGAAGAAAGAAAGGAAGGGGAAAGGUAAAAAGGCAAAGAAGAACGAGGAUUCUGAUGAAGAGGAAAGCGGUAUAGUGUCGACGGCAGAGAAAGAGAAAAUUGCGGUUGAGGUGUUGCAGCAAGGACGGGCAGCUGGCGAUGCUGCGCAUCAAGGGAAAGCUGUGGAAAAUGUGGAAAUGAAUGCAUCAGAGCAGGGCAUAAUGAUGACCAAUCAAGAGCAAGGUACAAGUCAGGGAACAGCGACUGGUACACAAGUGGUCAUGCCGGGUAAUUCGCAGCUACCUCCGCCCCCACAUUCCAUCAAGCUCUUGGAAGCGGAGACGGGCAAAGAAACUGUGUUUGAAUUAGAAACGACCAAAAAUGGAACGUCAGAAACUAUAUACGUGGCUCUGGCGGAAGCAGAUUUGAAUGCUGCGGUAUCAGGGCAGCCAAUGGGUUUGCAAGUAGUCCCAGUGGAUGAGCAGCAAGCUGUCCAAGCUGUCUUGUCACAGGCAGACUUAGCUGGGCAGAAAAUUCAGUUUGUGUCCGAUCCAGAAAUGGGGAUGAUGGUGGUGACGGGUGACAUGCCUGGGGUCGUCCUGGGUGAUGCCAUUCAGUCACAGAGCACCAUUCAGACAGUUACCCCGCAAGUGGACGCCAUUUUGGGUGGCGCAGGAGUGCAUGUUACGACGGAGACGCAGCCACAGGAAGACGUCACGGCCUCGGAGUAUGCAAGGCGUGUCGACGCUGUUGUACAAGAGCUUGAGAAGCGCAUCAACACGAGUGAAUGACUGAUGUGACUGAGUGUGUGAGUGAAAUCCUUAUUUACAUAUCUCCCGAUGGGUCAAAUAGCACUUUGCACCCUGUGAAAAUGAGAUGUGGUUCCUAUGACCGUGUAAAAACUGAAAUACAGUGAACUGUCUCCUGGUCUCAUACGGUAACAUGAGAGGCCUGUUGUACAAACUGUACAUUUGUUGUGCCUUCAGAGCAAUAAGUAAUAAAUGUAGCAUGGCUGAGGUCAUUCUAAUAAACACAUCAUGUUUUUGGCCAUAACCCCGCUGAUCCGUCACUGGCCUGUUCCACUAAGCGUAAACCAUUGGCACCUUCCGCAACUUCCAUGACAUGAUACGUCACCAUGGUAAGGGCAGUUGAUGUAGCAUCAUGACAGCUUUGUUAGACGGGCUCCUUACUAACUCCAGGGGGCCACUUUCACAAAACUUUAUACAUGAAAGUCAUAUUCCUUGUAACUUUUCAUGAUUAAUAUUGGUUAUGUUAACAAGAAAAGUUGCAGAAAUUUGAUAUACAUUGCUUUGUUAUAAAUGUGUCCAGCUCCAACAUGUUUUGUCUCUUUGAAUGCGCAUUUUCUUAUAUGAAUACAGGUAUUUAUUUCUGCAACAUUUAAUUUUCACGAAAAGAUUUCUGAACAAGUGAAAGAAAUUUU